This is a messenger RNA of Nilaparvata lugens (brown planthopper), 5361 nucleotides long. Its product is annotated as peroxidasin homolog. Gene Ontology annotation, molecular function: protein binding; peroxidase activity; heme binding. The record is from RefSeq and is a predicted model, not a curated record. Gene Ontology annotation, biological process: response to oxidative stress. NCBI's taxonomy places the organism in Eukaryota, Metazoa, Arthropoda, Insecta, Hemiptera, Delphacidae.
CACGCGGCUUUUCCGCAGUGAGCACCAUGGUGUCCGGUGCGGUGCUGGUGGUGUCGAUUGGUGCGCUGUUCGGUGGUGUCGCGGUGACCGAUGGACAACAGGUGUCAUGUCCUUCGCGGUGUCUGUGCUUCAAGACAACUGUUCGCUGCAUGUUUCUGUCAAUGGAUAGGGUGCCUAAUGUACCACCUGAGACUACUAUACUAGAUUUGAGGUUCAACCGCAUCAAAGAAAUUCCUCCAGAUACAUUCAAGAAUCUGUCCAAGUUACAUACACUAUUAUUGAAUAAUAACCAAUUGUCAAAACUACAAAAUGGCGUUUUCAAUGGACUCCAGGAGCUGAGAUAUCUGUAUUUAUAUAAGAAUAAAUUAAAGGAAAUAGAAGAUAGAGUGUUCCAAGAUCUCAAUAAAUUGGAACAGUUGUACCUGCAUUUCAACAAAAUCGAGAAACUAGGGUCGGGAAUAUUUUCAGAUAUGAAGAAUCUUGAAAGAUUGUUCUUGCACAACAAUAAGCUGAAACACAUAUCUCCUGGCGCUUUCAACCACCUUGAUAAUCUGAAAAGACUGCGAUUGGACAGCAACGCUCUAGUAUGCGACUGUGAGAUGAUGUGGUUGGCCAAACUGCUUCAAGAGAAACGACAAAUAACGCAAGCGGCUGCAACCUGCCAGUUUCCAACAACCAUGGAGGGAAAAUCACUGGCAGAAGUCAACGAUAACGACUUUCAUUGCACUAAACCCAGGAUAACUGAGGAGCCCAGAGAUGUGGAGAUCUCAUUUGGCGGUACAGUGUUCUUCACAUGCAGAGCUGAAGGUGACCCUCAACCGAAGAUUGUGUGGAUGAGGGAUAGCAAUGAACUGAAUCUUGCCGAUCCCCGCUACACAGUGCGAGAUGACGGCACACUCAUGAUCUCGCCGAUGUCAGAUUCCGAUCUAGGCGUGUACGAAUGCAUGGCUAAGAAUCCGGCCGGCGAAGUCAAAUCCAGGACUGCUAAGAUGAUUUACAACAAGCGAUCUGCAAAACCGCAUUUCACUUUGACACCACACGACUUUGACUCUGAUGAAGGGUCGACCAUCACAUUGGAUUGUGCUGCAGCCGGUCAACCAAAACCAGAGAUAGCUUGGACCAGGGAUGAUCUGCAACUUCAAGAAUCUCCUCGCUUCAAGAUUUCACCCGAUGGCACACUUACAAUAAUCAAUCUGGAACGAGAGGACACUGGAACCUACAAGUGUACAGCCAGCAAUUACAUUGGCAUCAUUACUGCUGUGGCUCAAGUAAGAGUCAAUGGAUCCGAAAUCGUCUUAUUUCCAAAAGUACUUCCGACGUUCGUGACAACGCCAGAAAAUCUGACAACGAAAAGUGGAAGUUUGGCAAGACUGCGUUGUGUAGCGGAAGGUUCUCCAGCGCCUGUCAUCACGUGGUUCAAGGAUGGCAACACUGUAACUCCAGCGACACGAUUCUCCAUUCUUGAAGGAGGAUCCACUCUGGAAAUCCGCGACCUGAAAGAGUCAGACUCCGGCCUGUACACCUGCCUGGCGCAGAACCAGGUGGGCUCGGCCGAGGCGAAUGCGGAUCUGCGCGUGAAGGGCUUCGGCAGUCGACCGCCGCGCAUCCUGCUCCGACCCUACCCCAUCUCGGCGCCUUUAGGCACCAGCAUUGAGCUGCCCUGCAAGGCAGACGGUGACCCCGUGCCUGUUAUCACCUGGCAAAGGGAUGGCGUCAAGCUGGUUCCGGAUAAGACUCACAAAAUUUCACCACUCGGUAGUUUGAGAUUGUACAACAUCUCUCUACAAGAUUCUGGUCUGUACAGCUGUAUCGCUACUAACACUCUGGGAGAAGUCUUCGCCGAUGGAACGCUAUCAGUCGAAGACGUAAACAAAGAAGGCGCGCCCGGCGACCGUUUUGCCACGUUGGCAUUUCGGGAGGCGAGCAGUGAAGUGGACCGUGCCGUCAACGCAACCAUUCAAUCACUGUUCUCGAGCAACUCGGGUCCCCCCACCCCCUACUCACUCAUGCGCAUCCUCAGGUUCCCGGACGCCACUAGUCGCAACCUGGCGAGGGCUGCCGAUGUCUUCGAGAGGACUCUGGUCAACAUCAAGAAGCACGUUAUCGCUGGACUCAAGGUCAACUUGACUGAAGAUUUCGAAUACAAGGACCUGCUAUCUCCGAGCGUGGUACAGACGCUGGCCAACAUGUCAGGCUGCAUGACGCAUCAGAAAUCGGUGAACUGCUCUGACAUGUGUUUCCACUCCAAGUAUCGCACCAUUGAAGGCACUUGCAACAACCUACAGCAUCCCAUGUGGGGCGCUUCGCUCACCGGCUUCCGCCGAAUACUCAAGCCUAUCUACGAGAACGGGUUUAGCACUCCUGUCGGUUGGACAAAGGGCGUGAAAUACUUUGGCUUCGAAAAACCGAGCGCUAGACUAGUGUCGACCGAGAUCAUAAGCACAGACAGCAUCACGCCUGACACCGAAAUCACGCAUAUGGUGAUGCAAUGGGGGCAAUUCUUGGACCACGAUCUAGAUCAUGCCAUACCGUCCACCAGUCUUGAGAGCUGGGAGGGAUUGGACUGCAAGAAGACAUGUGCCUACUCGGCUCCCUGUUUUCCCAUGGAAGUGCCUGACAAUGAUCCCAGGAUCCAUAAUAGGAGAUGCAUGGAUUUCAUCAGAAGCAGUGCAAUCUGUGGAUCUGGUUUGACAUCAGUAUUCUUCGACACCAUGCAGCCCCGGGAACAAAUCAACCAACUGACAGCAUACAUCGAUGGCUCACAGGUGUACGGAUUCACGGAAGAACGAUCUCGCCUGCUGAGAGAGCUGUCCAACGACAACGGUCUGUUGAUGGGCAUCACCUCAGCUGCCGGCAAGGCAAUGCUACCAGUGGCAGGCACCCAGGAAGUGGACUGCCGAAGGGAUGUGGCCGAGAGCAAUGUCGGCUGCUUCCUGGCUGGCGAUAUCCGGGUCAAUGAACAGGUGGGCCUGAUCGCAAUGCACACAAUCUGGUUGCGCGAACAUAACCGUGUGGCCACACUGUUGCGAGAAAUCAACCCUCACUGGGACGGACACACCCUCUUCUAUGAGGCUCGCAAGGUGGUAGGAGCAGUGAUGCAACACAUCACCUACAAGCACUGGCUGCCCCACGUGUUGGGUGCCAAAGGGAUGCAGAUGCUGGGAGAAUACCAGGGCUACAAUCCCAAUGUGGACCCGAGCAUCUCCAAUGUGUUCGCCACCGCUGCUCUAAGGUUUGGCCACUCGCUCAUCAACCCCGUUCUGCGCAGGCUCGAUGAGGGCAUGAACACUAUUCCUCAGGGCGACCUGCCCCUGGGCAAGGCAUUCUUUUCACCAUGGCGCAUAGUGGAGGAAGGAGGCACUGACCCUCUGAUGCGAGGUCUGUUCAUGACAGCGGCCAAACGCAAGUUGGCCCACGAGAACCUCAACAGUCAGCUGACCGAACAGCUGUUCACUGUGGCACAUGCGGUUGCUCUAGAUCUGGCUGCCAUGAACAUCCAGCGGUCACGUGACCACGCCAUCCCCGGCUACAACGACUGGCGCCGCCAUUGCAAUCUGAGUGAGGCGACAACAUUUGAUGAGCUGGCGGGAGAGAUCUCCAACAAGGCUGUCAGGGAGCAGCUAAGGAAGCUGUAUGGCCAUCCAGGUAACAUUGAUAUUUGGGUAGGAGGUAUCUUGGAAGAUCAGAUUGAUGGAGCAAGAGUUGGACCGACUUUCAGAUGUUUGCUUGUGGAGCAGUUUAGACGCAUUAGGGAUGGAGACAGAUUCUGGUACGAGAACCCGUCCACCUUCAAGCCGGAACAGCUGACUCAAAUCAAGCAGUCAUCGUUGGGUCGAGUGUUGUGUGACAACGGAGACAACAUCACUGAGAUCACCGACAAUGUCUUCCUGCUGCCCACCAGUCAACAGCGCUCUGCGCUCAAAUCUUGCAGUGAAAUCCCCUCGCCAGAAUUGCGAUUCUGGUAUGAUUGUGCUGACUGCGACAACGAAGUGGAAGACGUGCGACCGCGACGCGAUCUGUCGCUGGACAACGCGACAGAGGAGCGCCUGGAGGGACUUGAAGCCGUCGUACAGGAGCUGCAACGCAGCAUCAAAACGUUGCGACGCCGCAUCAAGCAGCUGUCACUGCAUCACUGUCAUGACAGCAACGGAGUGCAGCGACAGGACAACGAAAACUGGGUCAAGGAUAGCUGUACUAACUGUCAUUGCAAGAAAGGACAGAUCACAUGUACGACGCUGCAGUGUGCGAAGCUGCAUUGCGACAGACCCUACCAUCAACCAGGUGCCUGCUGCCCUGUUUGUCCUUGAGAAAGUUCCAAGGUCACCUAGUCCGUGUAAAAAGCACUCAUCUCUUUUAGUGGAUGCAAAUCCAGAACUCAAACUUUCUAGUUUGUAUCGUACCAACCAAUUUGUGUAGGUAAAACUGUGAUUGAGACCAUCAACCACUUGAAUUUCUUCUUAAUAAUCAUUAUUUAUUUGUCCAAGGUGUGGUUUCUAGGUCACUCAUCAAAUAUAAUUGACGAUUAAAUCUUUAUUGAAUGUAUGGGUUUGAUAGUCCAUUAGAUUUGAUAAGAGUCCUAGAAAUCGGGCACAAGUUCAGUGAAAUUUUGUAGAAAUAACUCAAUGAACUGGAAAUAUCGAUAGUGGGAGCUUUACGAUGGAAUAGGAACUCUAAAUUUAUUAUAAAUUGGUUUAUAACAAGAGAGGAAUAAUUCUACCAAAGUCCUUAUUCGUCUGUUGUUAUAAAAGUAUAAGGACCAUUUGCACGGUCAAAGCAUAAACCGAAUUCAAUCAGCUGGUGGCUUGAACUCGAAAUUAACCACAUUAUAACAAACGAGACUUGUUUGGAUUUAAUAUUGUUUAAAGUUAAAGUUAGUUCAACUGUUACUGUGAAAACGACACUAAGGGCCGUUUGCACAGUAUAGAUUGCUAAACUCGAUUAAGUUAAAUUUUAAACUCGAGUUAAUUGAGUUAAUCGAGUUUAAGUUAACCCGAAAGUUUAAACUUGAAUCUGGUUUCUCAGAGCAUUUACCAAUCCAGUUUAAGUUAAACUAGUUUAGCGUUAAGUUGGUAAUAGAAUGUCAUAGUUUAUAAUAUUAGGAAGGCUGAUUUUUACAGGAAAUUUGUUAUUUGUUUACAAGCCAUCAGUAAAUUGAGGUUAUGUAGCUACUAUUUUAGUAUUUUCUUGUUCUUGUUCAAAAUCCACAGAGUUGUAAGCUGUACGGUUCUAAAACUGAAAGCGAUCAAGAAAUUCUUUAAAAACUUAUGUUUAGUUGGCACCAGAAAAUAUAUUUUAGAAUGUAAGAUAAAAAAGUUAUUUUGUUACGCUUGAAUCUACUACGGUCUUCCUCGUUUAAUAGAA